Messenger RNA from Haliotis rufescens (red abalone), 7003 nucleotides. RefSeq lists its product as uncharacterized. The transcript is spliced from 5 exons. Lineage: Eukaryota; Metazoa; Mollusca; Gastropoda; Lepetellida; Haliotidae. Bases 111 to 1187 code for a protein of 358 amino acids. The record is from RefSeq and is a predicted model, not a curated record.
CCCACCACACUCGCUGCAGACGAGUAAGGCUCGCAAGAAGGCAGAACUGACUGAACUCAAAGAAACAUGGGACGGAUUUAAUAUUUUUCCGGGAUGAGUUUCAAUUCUAUAUGAUUUAUCCGUCUUCUCAAAGGAGCUACGUGGCAACACGAGUGGUGUCACUUCUCCGCUUCUAUGGGAAGUCAGUGAUCGCUUUGAGGCGAGCGGUGGCCGAGCUGGCGAAGGGGCGUCUGAGAGUCAGAACCCAGGAGCUGAUCUGGGGAAAGGACCACAUUAGUUGGAUAUUACACAUGACUUCCGCGGAAAUGCUACGGUUUCUAACUCAAAAGCUUAAAUCUCAGUCUAUAAAUGAAGUUCAACCAUUUCCAGGGCAGACGGAUGAGGAGGACAAGGAUUCCGGAACCGAGUCGGAUGAUGAAAACGCACAAUUCGAGGAGCUCGAGGACAAUUUAGACGAGGACCGGACCCAUCAUGACACGUCCAGCUACGGGUCGGCGUCCCCUGUGAACCAUCCUCCCAGCCCGGUGUCAGUGGGCUUCGGGGAGAUGGACGGCAUGAGAACACAUGAACUUACUGUCAAUAGUUUGGACUCGAUCAGCUACACCUCAGACUUAGAUGGACAUGGGUGGGAUUUUGAAAGACAUAGCUCAGAAGAGGAACUUAUUGAAAUAAAUAACCGUGAUGGUGUUGCCGAGAAGAGGAAGUGGUCACAAGUGAAUCGUGGGAGUGUUGGUGACAGUGCUGGAUCCUCAGACGAAGAAGUGCGUGAACUCCUUAAACCUCAACCGGUUGUACUCAGUGCUUCCCCACCCUCGGGUGUUCAAAAACUCCACUCCUCACCACAGGCCAAGUUCUUUCUUGCCAAUGUGAGUCCCACAGCAGUGGUGGCAGCCAUAUCGCCACGGAAACGGCACAGACAACUCUCUACCUCUGAUUGUCCAACUGAUUUGGAUCCCAAAACUGUGAUUCAGAGGCCCUGUCUCGACUUUGAAAAAAUGCAGAAAACAUCUGUGAAGAAGCCAUGUGUCCAUAGUUUGAGCCGGCCCAAACUAGUGAAGAUACGGACGAUCAAUGGAAAUAGCAGAGGACCGAAGUGUUUAUCAGAUCCUGCUGUCUUCUCCUUCCGAUCUAUCAGCAGUGGGUUCUCUCCCCUGACGCCAGUGGAAGAACCAUCAUGCGCAUACUGAAGAAGUUACCAGUAUCACGUGAUAAUUGUAACGUUGAGCUUCAGUUAUGCCACUGUUCUUCUUUUUGGCCAAAGAAGUGACCCCGAGGGGACAGAACUGAUUAUCUCCCCUAAUCUGCGGACGAGGCUUCUAGAUUAUGGGGAGGUCAAUAGAGGUGCUGAAGACUUCCAUCAUUGGAGUAUUGUGUUCAGAGAAAACUGAUGACUUUGUGCUGUAGGAGUGAGUCCCAGUGGUUGAAGGUGGAGAUUGUAUAUGGAGGCCCUCAGUGCUUAAUGGAGAUCUACGCAUGUAUGUACGCACAGACGAAGCCUGAUGGCAACUAGGACAUGCAUCUAUACCAUUAACUUAUACUGUAGAAACAAGCAUCUGCCUACUGCAUUCAUUCAGUUGACCUUGAAGCUGUUGUGUAUCAUUAGUAGUGCACGUCGGCUUGUUCAGCAUUCAGUCAGCCAUUUAUCAUAAGUCAAUCAAUAUUGUGAUUUUUUAUCUAUUGAAGACUGUUUACAUUAUAGACUAUAUAUUUAAUGCUAGAAGUAGCGACUGUGGAGAUAGAUAGCCCAGUGGUGCCGACUCACAUGGCCGAUUGAUGAACUCGCUUGCUUCAACACUCAACGCUUACUCAGGCAGGCAUAUAUACAUUUUGUCAUCAUUAUUACUGAGGAUGUGUACAGGCUGGUUUUUUUCCACAGACAUUUUUCUAUAUUUUUCCCAUUUUUUGAAAAGUUUGCAUGCUUGAUGUUUUGGAGCUGAGGCAUGCUUGGUUAGCAUCUUGUUUACGCUCAGUGGCUAAGUGACACUACAUGUGGCCGGAGGUCUGUCUGUGCAUGCCUACUCCAUGCUGUGAACAGGUCCACAGGACUAUGGCUACAACUGCUGAUAUGAAGAUAUAUGGCUAGCAUGGAGUAAGGUCAGGGAAAGACAUGAUGACUUUGGGAGUCUGUGACCAUGUUCGAAUAACUGCCAGAGAUGGGAGCCAGUGGAGGCAUCAGCUUCUUGGAUGGUUCGGACUUUGCAAAACAUGCUGCUCAUGGACAUCAGAACAACAAAACCAGAUUGUGCAGAUAUGUGACAGACAAAUGUUAUUAUCAUUUCAUCAAACAUAUAUCAUGGUAGAAGGUGAACCCUCACUGAAUAUUAUCGAAAGACUGUUCUGUAACAUAUGCUUUGUUUUGCAAGAUUGAUGUACUAGCAAGCAAUACAUGUUACCAGUAGGUGUCCCAUCAUGCAUUACCCUAUUAUAUAUCCCAUCAUGCAUCACCCCAGUACAUAUCCCAUCAUGCAUCACCCUAGUAGAUAUCCCAUCAUGCAUCACCCUAGUAGAUAUCCCAUCAUGCAUCCCCCUAGUAUAUAUCCCAUCAUGCAUCACCCCAGUAGAUGUCCCAUCAUGCAUCACCCUACUAGAUAUCCCAUCAUGCAUCACCCCAGCAGAUGUCCCAUCAUGCAUCACACCAUGGUUACACCUUUACCAUACAGCAUACUGCGGCAAUAGGUUAGCCUGAGCAGGUAAUAUUGCAGCUGCAGCUGUAACAGCAUCAACAUCAUCACUACAGCAGCUACAUGAACUACAGUGUACUUGUGCUCUCCUGUGUACAGAGAUGUUCUUCCUGGCAGCUGUUGAUCAUGUGUCCUGUUAGUACAUUGAAGAUUCAACUGUAAUCCUACUUCCACUACACUAUGUCGCUUGGCAGAAUGGCAGCUUGCACUACACAAAAUGGCAAGAAGCUAUUGAAGGGCUUCAUUAUGUAUAGGACCACAGCUGUUGAGUAAAACAUUGUUAAACUACAGUUUUAUUACCACAUUCAAUGUACAGCCAGAAUUGAUUCUAUUGGUUUGCUCUUUUCAAAGCCAUAGGAUCAGCUACUUUGUUCCUACUGCCAUAGAAUAUUUGACAGUGAUGAAUUGGCUAUUUAUGUUUGAAAUAAUUUUGAUUAAUUUAUUGGCAAAUACUGAGUUCUUUGUGGGGUAAUUGACUUAUCAAUCAGUGAAGUUUAUUUUAAUCUGUUUGAGGGGAGGGGUGGGGGUGAAUAGACAAGAUAUAUUAUACUUAGGGCUGUACUUUAAGAAUAACUCUCCUAGUAAUUUUGGUACCCCUUAAAAAAAAAUAAAAAAUUCAUCACUCUCCCCAUGGUUUGAAGACAUUGUAAUAAAUUACGUCAUUAUUUUUGGUCACUAUUAAUUUUUUACUUUUUAUGGCCAUCUCAAAAAUGAUUUCAGCUUGCUUGCUUACAUUUUUGGAUGAACGUUCCCUUGAAUCUCUUUUCCCGACCACUUGUUAUUGAUGACAUGAUCAUGUACAUGUACUAUUAUGGUAUGUAGAUUUUCAGUGAUCUAUUCUUCAGCUGUGGAGUCUUUUUUAGGAUAUAUGAAUAUGCAUUUUGGACAAACACUGUUAUGAUAUUUUUUAUGUAUACAAAAAUAGACUAUGUAAUGAAUUGUUUUGAUUGAAGAAUUUACAGUUGUUAUUCAGAUUUUGGUAAAGCUAAGGUGGGCGAGUGGAGGCGUAAGUGUUGAAAUCCUGUUAUGAUAGGAGAACAGAUGCUGCAAAUUUGUUUCUCUAUUUCCACGUUAGCUUUUGUUAAGCAUGACAAGCUGUCUAAUUUAUGGUACAUCUAAUGUAAAUUGUUUAUAGGAAAUAUGCACCUUGGGCGUCACCUUGAUGCAUAUGAACGUACGUGAUCAGACAGAAUCAAUUUCAAGACAACCUUUAUAUAGAACCCGUGUUUUUAUGGCCACCAAAUCAAUUUUAUGGUCACGACGCUGACAUACUGAACACUUACUGCUUUUAUUUGAGUUAGGUGAAGCAUUUUGCAGCAUGACAGACCUAUCCUUGAAAAAAGCCUCAAUUUCAGGGGAUGUAGAUAUUUUAUAUUUGUAAGAUCGUGAACAAUUUGGACGUCCCUUGUGGGGCAGACCUUGCAGCUCACCUACCUCUAAAGAUUUGCACUGUCUACAAUGUUUGCACACCAGGAAAUCGUGUUUGUUAACAUUGUAUCAUUAACACUAUGAUCAGUCCUCAUAUUGGCUUUACAAAGUCAUUAAGAUUGUGCUAAUGUAUUCAUAAUAGUACCUAUCUUAACGAGGAGCCUCCUACCCUUGGGCCAAUUUGCAGUCUUCACAAGUUGAUUCAAAUCAUUCAAAUCCCAUGUUGCAAAUUCACAUCUUAUUAUCAAUGGGGGCAUUAAUUAUUACCUUAAGACCACACAGAUACAGUGUUUCAGUUUGACACAUAACACUGAUUGCAGUGACACUACCCACUGGAAAUGGCCCUUGGCAAUGGAGCACAGUGUGGCUUAACCUUCACUUGCCAGAGUUACUCAAUAUGGGAAAUACUAUCCUGAAAUACUACCCUGAAAUGUGUAACGUUAAUGGAUGGUUUAUUUGAAUGUUUGAUAUUUAUGUGGGAAUCUUUCUGUGUCUCAUUCAGUGCAUUUAACAUGAACUAGUAUGAUUUAUUCAGAAACUGUUUCUUAAGAUAAACAAGCAAUUUGACAAUAUAUGUGAUCACAGUGUUUCACAACAAAAAGGUUGUGCUUGGAAAAUAUUUAUUUCAUAUUUUGAAAUACACAUGUUAAAGAAGAGCAGUUUCUGAAAGCAGUUUGUUUGUGUACCAAUGUUUUGAAUUUGUCAUGAAUAACUUCACAUAAUUGUUUCAGCAAGAUAUGAGUGUUUGACCUGUCAGUAUUUUUGUUAUAAAUCUGACUAAUAAUUUCGUCUUUAUGAAGCAUAUGGAAGUGGCAAUGUUUUGUAAAACAGGGAGUGAUGCCAGGCAACUUUCAACAUGUGCUUUUCACAGGCUCAAUUUGAUUUUGAGAUCAUUUCAGGGCAAUUUGUUAGCAAAUUUCUUGAACUAUUUUUUGGCAUUUGGAGGUGCCAUGGUUACUUUCAGUCACAUGACUAUCAAAUGGCGGCAAUAGUCCAGUGUGACAUAGGUAGCGCUAGUACUACAAGUUCACCAGAGACUGGAUUCCCUCAGGUUCCUCACUAAAUCUGUGAUAAUGUAUUCCAAACAUAAGUCAGGGGUCUUGAGUGGACCUCUUCAUCUUGGGUUGUUUGGCCAUGUUUAAAUUGGCCCACCUCACAUUGUUUCAGAAACAGAUACAAAUAUUGCCAAUUCAGAAAAAUAUAAAUCAGAUUACUCAAACCAGUUUAAUUUUGUGGCAAUGUAAGGUUAUGUAUCUUUUCUGAAGACUCAUCUUGGCCACUGAAUCUACCAAGAUGUAAUGUCCAACAUGGCUUCAGUCUCUGAAUGUCCUCCAGGCUCUUUGUCUUGCUGCUGAACUAAUGUCUGACCUCAUAUUUCUUGAUACCUCGGUCCUCAGGUAUGUGUGAUCUCAGUGUGGUAAGCCACCUCCUCCCUUCCGGCUAAGGAAGCAGCAGCACAUUCUGCUAUAUAAUUCAUGCUUUUACUCCAAGUUGAAAUUCAAGAAAAAAUCUACUGUGUUUCUGAAUUCAGUAACUAGGUUGCAUCUUGAUCGUCAUGAUCUUAGACUUGAUGAUUAAGUCAGGGUGAAUUUUGAACAAAGGAUCUAGUUUGAAGGAAAUGUGAUGGAAUCGUGUUUCUGUGAUCAAAAUGAUGGCAAGGAACCAUUACAGCUGGUGGUCUCUGACAAUAGGUAGGCAAUUAUAUUGAAAGAAACUUGGUCUGUUAAGGCAAGUAACCUGGAGGUAACACACAAUCAAUAUUCAUCUUUGCGCCAUUCAAAAUAAUUUAUUUUUGCCCAUUUUUGUUGCCCAAGGGCAAGCAGUUACUCCUUGUAUUUCCCAAUUUACCAGUGCCAGUCCACUGUGGAUCGGUGUUGAGGUGAAAAGAUUGAUAUUCUCAAUGCCUGUGUUUUUACUUUCAUCAUGUAACAUUGGCAGCCAGUGCCACAUUGAUUUUUAUGACGUUUUUUUUAAAGGUGAUUACUUCCUGGUGAGGAGAUGUUUUUAUUGAUUCCUGGCCAUGCUGGAUUUUUGGUUCGGAAACUAUUGUUAGUCCCAUGGUAUGUAGAUUAAACUUACUGGUGGUGUGAGUGGAUGUGGUCAGUGGACCAAUGUGUUUGCUAUAAUUGCCCCUGACUACCGGGUACCCAUUUAUGGUCCUGGCUUAACUAUAUUGUUUCCCUAUCCCUCGUGUAUCAACUGCCAGUUUAAUUCUGUUGAUGCUGUUGUUGAUCCAACCUGUACCAUUAUUGGAAAUGUUCCUGUAAAAUGUUUAAACUAGCACUUCCAUAGGCUCCAGGCACAGUUCCCCUUGCACAAUUUCCCUCAUGUUUCUUCCAGUGUAACCUUGUCCAAUCUGUAGAAGGACGAAACUUGCCUUAUCUGUAUACGGGAGUACUUGAGAAUUAUUUGACAGAUUUUUUUAUGCAUCACUCAUCGUACUACCUCUUGGCGUCAACAGAACACCAGUGUUUUGUUGACACUUGAUGAUGUUAUAAUGGUUGCCAGGGAACCAAUGAUAACGUUCCCAUGGCAACUAAAACUUUUUGUGUUGAUAAUUACUAUGAAUACAACUGUUCAUGGUAGUUCUUGUACGAGUCGAUAUUUUUGGAGAGAGUCUGUACACUUGGUUUUAUGGACAUGUACAACGUUGUGUAAUGCCCAUGUUCACGUCUUGCACGUGCAUUCAGAGAGUGGAUCGCGAGAGAGGUUGUGAGUGCUGUUUGGGAAGACACGAUGGGAGUCCCAUUUGAAAUGUUUCAAACUAGGUUCUGUCUAUUGUAUUGACGGGAGGCGAAGGUUCUGUAUACUGUAUCGAAGAAGGAGGGCGAGUGCACGGACGCGACUGAAAGAGAUGAGAUUUUCUUACUGUGAAUAAAAGUUUAAUCUGUGAA